This is a messenger RNA of Homo sapiens (human), 1387 nucleotides long. RefSeq lists its product as uncharacterized. Lineage: Eukaryota; Metazoa; Chordata; Mammalia; Primates; Hominidae. Bases 440 to 985 code for a protein of 181 amino acids. The transcript has a single exon. The record is from RefSeq and is a predicted model, not a curated record.
GCUUAUCCUGUGGAGGAGGUGGCUUCCAGCAGGGUGCUGGCAGGCGGAAACCCACCCCCAUGCCAGUGCCUUCAGCGGUGGCCUGCUGACCUCCCAGGGUGGGGGCCACCGCUUGGCACACAGUGGGAGCUCUGAGAACAUGGGCUAAAACAGAACUUGGGGAACUGGCUUUUCUUGGCCAGAGCAGCCUAUCCCCCGGGCCCCCUGGAGUCAGCCAGAUCCCUGGUUCCAGCCCCUCUCCCAGCUGCCUCUGGUGAGCCAACGGGGCCCAGUCCCCUCCUCCAGGGAACCCUGCACCCUGGGCACCCCACAGGGCUAUGUCUUCUCUGAGACUGUUCUGACACUUAGAAAACAGAUAACAGCCCCUCCAUGUGGGCUAUAUGAGGAGAGAGGAGCAGCAGGCAGGCAGCUCAGCCCAGCCUGGGCACAGCCAGUGCCCAUGGAUUCUGGCUGUAUCGGGAGCGCUGUCUUGCUCAUGGCUGCAUCCCACACCCUUGGCCCUGUGCCUGGCACACAGCAGGCACUUGACAGUAGGAAGCCAUCCCAUGCCCGGGGUGGCCCCAGGCUGUCAGGUUGGGAGCGGGCUGAGCCUUUGUCUGGGUCCUGGCUUCUGCUGCUCAGAACACCACUGGCUUUCUCUUCUCUCCCAAUUCUCUCACCCUCUCAGCCUGGCUUGAGGACACGCCUCUUCCCCCCCUUCAGGAUCACCUUGCCAGACACAAUAUAUGUGUUUAAGAAGCAGACACAUUUGUUGAAUAAAAGAAUGAAGCAAUGGAUGAGGCGUGGGGGCAACCAAGCUGGCUGGCACAGGCAUCAAUACAUGUGGUGGCUCCUGGAGGGAGGCAGGGCAAGGGCAGCUGCAGGGCACUCACCCGGGCCUUGUCCUCCAUCUUCCCAAGGGCUGUCAGGGCUCCUCCAGUGGGUGCCCAAGGGUCCCUCCUUACCCUGGGCCUCUGGCCACCUUGAUCCCCAGCCUACCUGCUGAUCGCCCUUGUACUCGCCGAAGUGGAAGACUCGGGCUUUGAGCUCCAGCUCAGCUGCUGUGUCCUCCUCCUUGGUGAUGGACAUCAUCAUUGUGGUGACCCACUGCUUCAGCUGGUUGACCUCCCUGUCCCUGGAAGAGGGGAAAACCGGCAGGGCAUCAGUCACUCAGCACAGCCCUGGGCACAUCGCUUCUCUGAGCCUGUCUGUACAGUGCUUUGCCCCUACCAGCUGUCCUGAGGGCUGAAGGAUCAUGGGUGCCAAGUCUCUGCAUGCCCAGGGGGUCAGAAAUGCUGGUAGAAUGUAGGGGAAAAUGUAAAAUAUUUAACAAUCAACAUUAAAGAAAAUAAACAGCUUCAUUGAGGCAUAAUUCACAGACAAUAAAAUUAGCAUAACCAUCAUAAAA